This is a messenger RNA of Amoebophrya sp. A120, 2975 nucleotides long. Lineage: Eukaryota; Dinophyceae; Syndiniales; Amoebophryaceae. The record is from the annotation of a GenBank genome assembly.
UAUUUCUUCGUUUCGUGCACUCGUUUUUCUACUGGUGUUUUUUUCUCUGUUUCCUUCGUCCACUUGCUUUUUGGUUCUCAUAUUCAUUCUCAUUGUCUUUUUCACAGGUCCCGUUUACCCCCAGUGACAGCAGAUAAUCGCACUCAGGGAAACUACAUCUUGUAUCUGUCAGAGUCAGUAUACGCCGGUGGAUACAAGUUUACUUACUUCCAUCGUUCUGUUGUAGUGGAACAAGCAACCGCUAUUGAUACUUCACCCAAAUCAUAAUAUGUAGUGCAUAUCAUUGUAUUUUUUGAUUCUAACAUCAGUACAGUGGUGGAAACGCGGUUCUUGCGCUUUGUUGUCAAAAAUGACGCAGAUGACGCUCCUCCAGCGCCAACACCGCCGCGUGGGAACACACGUAAACGACCAUAAGAGUCGUGCCGCCAACAUUGCGUUGCUCGUCUGUAGUUUCGGCUCUCCGAGUUGUCAACCAGCUGCGGCCUUGCAAACGGAAGGGAGAAGGCUAAGAACUACAGCAACACCAGCGGUCGGGAAAAAAGAUGACGACCAGCAAAUGAUAGGCACGGAGAACAAGAACGCGGCAUCCACGUCCCCCUUCUCCUUGCUCCGUCGCAGGAAACAUCUGCUCAACAAGAAUACCAAAUUUGCCUCCUCGACUGACAACACCCCGUCAGAAGUGUCAGCCCCGUGCGACGGCUCGUCCUUUUGCGUCGGUCAACGCCUUGCAGUUGAUGUACCGGACGUAAAAACAUUAACAAGGACCACCAAUUCCAAUUCGCAGCAAUAUGGUGGCGCUAGUAAUACUACAAAUCCCAACCAAGGUCUCCUGUCCGCGACAGAAGAGCUUGCGACUUCUACGCAGAGUGCCUACGCCGGAAUCCCUAGUCGCUACACGCUCGCGCUCGACUGUCCUGGGUCGGACCGGGAGAAAUUUUUGAAUUGCUUCCUCCCCUACAAGGACAGAGAUCCGACGGAAGGCAAUGUGGACUACCUGCGGGGCUGGGACGAGUUUCGGAACGAGCUGAUCACCGUCCAGGCAAACCCGACCAACCCGGCGAAGAAGCAGAUCAGUAUCGAUUUCAAAACCGGCGCAUUGAACGGCGCCGACAAUCGCCCGGCGAUCCGGCUCCACUCGAAACUGGGAUUCGAGUAUGGGUCGCUGUUUGUCGUCGAUGUGGAGCGCAUGCCCGCGCUGGACGGGGUGUGGCCGGCGUACUGGACCUGCCACAAGGGUGGUGUGAUGGGUGGCAAUUGGUAUGGGACCGACCACGCGUAUUGGCCGGGGUCCGGGGAAUUUGACCUGAUGGAGCACGUCCACGGCUGGGGCAUGGACCAGAUGCGCACCACACUGCACACAGACUUCGAGCAAAAGUGCGAAGUGUCGAUGGAUACCGGCAGUCCGGGCAACCUCGGGCCGGCCGGACGGGAUCUUAAGCUGAAGCGCGGCAACUGCGAGGGCUAUGAUGGAUGCGGGGUUGACGCGAAUCAGGUUCCGAACGGGCGCGGGUUCAACAUUGCACGCGGUGGGUUGCACAUCAUGGCUGUCGAGGAAGAUGCGGUUAAAUUCUGGUGGGUGCCGCGCGACCAGGUCACCGAUGCAAAUUUCCCAGAUGCGGACACGGCGCAGGGUGCGUUCUGGGAGCAGAAGCUGCAGCAAAUCCAACCCUACGUGGUGUUCCCGCUGAAUGACCAGAACUGUCCCGCGCGUGCGCUCUUCAAGACCCAAACCUUCAUCAUCAACACCACGUUUUGCGGCGCCUGGGCGGGCGCGGUGUAUCAGCGCGGCGAAAAAGCUGGAUGUGAGGCGCUCGUGCGGAGUGAUAUGUACGGAAAGCGGGGGCAGAAGAACGAAAAGGGUGAGGACCUGUGGGACCAGGAAGGUGGCAUCGGCACGAAUUUUGUGUUCAAUUCUAUCAAAAUGUUCGCGAAAGAUGGCAACAGCCCAGCCUGGGAUCUUUCCAAGCCGUUGCGCUAGGAGACGAGGUGGAGAAACGUACAUUGAGACUCUUUUUUUUUGCAUUACCCCCUCCGACCGCUCGCCGGUGCUUUAACUCCAUCUGUAAAUGUACGAUCCUCAGUGUUGCUGUUGUUGCCGUGAUCUUCAUCUUUUUACUAUAUUCGAAUGCUUGUAAAUUGUUGGUCAUGUGAUCUAAACCCUACCUCCGCGCAAGACUGAAGCUUCUAUGAGAUCCCGAAAUGCCUGCUCUCCAAAUGCAAAUGAUGAAGAAUUUGAGCAAGUCGGGCUCUCUUGGUUCGGAUUUUAUCAAGGACCGGCGACCCUGGUAAAAUCUUUACCAGGGACCCGGGUCCCAGAUGAAAUCCCUACGCAGGCUCCCACGGUACCGAUUUGACCGAUCCCAGAAUGGUCCAGAUCCUAGCCAAAUCCUGGCUGAUGACUUUAUGCAUCGAGGACCGUCGUCCUAGAUCAAAACUUUAUCAAGGAGCUCCGACCUAGAUAAAAACUUUACCAGGGACCUCCGUCCCUGAUAAAAUCGCGCCCAUACAGAGUGGGAAGUAGGUCCCAGAAUGGCUAGAGAUCUGGAGCCUCAGAGCCUGUGAUGAGUGGAGUGAUGUCUAUGAUGAACCUUGAUUGCUGAAUCUUUACAGGAUGCAACGCAGCCAGAGGCUUUCGCCCUGUCUGCUGAGAGAUUGGAGCGCUUUAACGUGUUAGAGACCUCUCGAAGGUAGAAGCUUUGGUCACUCAGUGUGGCAGGUGUGUUCAAAGUCCAGCAUAAGCAGCGUUGUGCUAUUUUUUUUUUUUCGAUUUUUACAAUUUAAACGAUUGUGAUAUCGCUCUUUCGAAACAAGCCCAUGCCCAACUACAACUUCCACCCCGACGCAUAGCAAAUUCUGAUCACAAGCAAGACGCUUCCCCAGCUUGCUCCCCCCCUUCCUGCAAGCGCAUCAAUAUCCAAGAUGUGAGUUUACUAUUUUUGGAACGGUGCGACGUAAAAGAAAAAGUGUAAAUGCAC